Messenger RNA from Glarea lozoyensis ATCC 20868, 912 nucleotides. RefSeq names its product NAD(P)-binding Rossmann-fold containing protein. The transcript has 6 exons. NCBI's taxonomy places the organism in Eukaryota, Fungi, Ascomycota, Leotiomycetes, Helotiales, Helotiaceae. The record is from RefSeq and is a predicted model, not a curated record. Bases 1 to 912 code for a protein of 303 amino acids. Gene Ontology annotation, molecular function: oxidoreductase activity.
AUGGAGGGCUACGGUAAAUCCAUACUCAGUUGGGUUAAGAAUAACGUAGCAAAAGGUAUUGCCAUUAUGACUGAUCUUAAAGGUUUCGACCGCAUGUUCCGUUUGGAUGGAAAGGUUGCGCUGAUAACUGGAGGAUCCAGGGGACUUGGUCUACACACCGCGACCGCGUUUCUCCACGCAGGAGCGAAGAAGGUGUUCAUAACAGCGCGGAAAACAGAAGGCGCCGAAGGAAUUGAUCAAGCAGUCGAGAAGCUCAAUAGACUCGAUGGGGUGACGGGAGUCGCGGUUGGCGUUCCAGCGAACGUGUCGAACGAAGCAGAGAUCAUUCGGCUGGUAGAACAUGUAAAAAAGACUGAAGGAAAGCUCGAUAUACUGGUCGCAAAUGCCGGCGCGACAUGGGGAUCGAAGUUUGAGGAUGCGCCGGAUCACUCAAGUGCAAAGAUUUUGGAUUUGAAUGUUCGUGGUGUGUUCUUGCUGGCGCAAAAAUUUGCGCCGAUGUUGGAAGCAGCAGGAACACGACAAGACCCGUCAAGAAUAAUUAUUGUGAGCUCAACAGCGGGAAGUAAUGUUCCUCAUGUUGGCGAUAAUGGUACAAUUAUGUAUUCCGUGUCCAAAGCCGCGGCACAUCAUCUUGCUCGAAAUUUAGCAGUUGAACUUGGUCCAAGGAAUAUCACAACAAACACAGUAGCACCAGGAUUCUUUCCUAGUAAGCUGGCAGCUGGACUGAUCGACAAAUUGGGAGGAACAGCAGAAUUAGAAGAGGCAAACCCACGAAAGCGAUUGGGAGAACCCGAAGAUAUCGCAGGUGUGAUGGUAUAUCUUUGUACCCCAGCUGGAAGCUACAUAAAUGGUAAUGACAUAAAUGUUGAUGGCGGACAGAUUCUUUCAGCUGGACGACAUUCAAAAUUAUGA